AGCGGACAACUGCCCAGGGGCCCCAUAUCAGCAGUUUCAACGAACCAGUUGAUCCCAAAUUGAACGCGGAGCGCGGCUUGUCAAAACUUACCCGUGGACACCUUGACCGGCGAGGGGCAGCGGCAGAGGAGAGAAAGAAGAAGGAGAAGAAGAAGAAGGAGAAGGAGGAGGAGGAGGAGGAGGAAGAGGAGAAGAAGCGACGGAGAAACGACUGCUUCUUCACAGGAUAAUAUUCUUCUUAUUUAUCCAUUAAAUUUCGCUGGAAUAACUUGUCUCGGCAAGAAUCUGACGCUCCAACUCACGAAGCGGCACGGAACCGUUACAUAAAGCGAGUAACGGAGACAGAGAUGAGACCGUACGUUGCAGCAUAGCGGCACAAUAACCUCAUGUGCUGGGUGGGCUUGGCGCUGGAAAGGCGACAGAAACCCUCAGAGCUCCAGCUGAAUCCGCAGAUGUGUGCGUGCUCCAUCACGCUUUGGGUUAAUUUAUUCAAGUAGCCAGCUAGCUUGGGGAGCUACUGCCGAUGCUGGUCAAUUCACUGUUGUGUGCGUUUGAUUUAACUUAGCUAGGCGGCUAACCAGGACGCGCUGCUGCCGCUGACGAGCCCGUGUGCGUAGCGGAACGAUGAUCAGAGGAAACCCCCCAACAGACAGGCGCUAAUGGCUCAGAUUAAUGGUCAAAAUCCUAUUUAGUAAGUGGUUUGUAUGAUUAUCAAAUCCGGCCGUACAGCUGCUGUGUCUGGUCAGACAUUGUGGGCCCUGCUGUCCUUCAUAAAACCUAUCCUUAACGGGAAGAAUGGGCCCAUGUCUUAAUUUGGAAAACAAAGAAGAAGAGAGUAAGCUGGUUAGAUAAGCUUGUUUUAGCGUUUGUUUUUAGGUGAGCUAGCAAGCUGGUUGACGGAUUAGUAACACCGUCUGGACUGCACUGCUCCCCGAGCUCGCUCUGUCCCUCAAUUGGAGUCAUUUUCUCGCCCGGUUUCCACGUUUUUGUUGUUGAUUCUGCUUCGCACCACAAUGAGCAGUCAUAACGGGGUCGCCGGGCCGGUGGAAGUGGAUCCCAUGCCGGGAUACUUGGAUCUUAUCACCAGAGCCUCGUCGGUCAUGCUGGGCGCAUGGAGAGACUGUAGCACUUGCGGUCUGGAGCUCUCCAAACGGACUCUCCUGGAUAACGCUUACAUUACCUGGACCGAAAUCGCCCUGUUCUUUUUUUGCGCCUUUUUGUGGACGCAGGUCAGGCGGGGACUGACAGAAAGUCUGUUUAAGCCUCUAGCACGGUGGUGCAGGCUGCUGCCCAAAGAUGCCGCCAAGAUGCCGGAGAGCGCGUGGAAGCUGGUCUUCUACACCAUGUCGUGGUCCUACAGCACCUACCUGCUCUUCUUCAGCUCCUACUCCUUUUUCCAUGACCCGCCCUCUGUCUUCUACAACUGGAAGAGUGGUAUGUCAGUGCCUACAGACAUCGCCAUAGCCUACCUGAUCCAGGGCAGCUUCUACGGCCACUCCAUCUAUGCUACAGUCUACAUGGACGCAUGGAGGAAGGACUCUGCUGUCAUGGUGGUGCACCACAUCAUUACGCUGGCACUUAUUAGCUUCUCUUUUGCCUUCAGGUACCACAACGUAGGGAUCCUGGUUCUGUUCCUUCACGACAUCAACGACAUCCAGCUGGAGUUCACUAAGCUCAACGUCUACCUGAAGUCCAGAGGUGGAGGCUAUUACCUGCUCAACGACAUUCUGUCCAACAUGGGCUCUGUCAGCUUCAGCAUCACUUGGUUCUGGUUCCGUCUCUACUGGUUCCCCCUCAAAGUGCUGUAUGCCACAUGCGUGUCCAGCCUCCAGUCUGUGCCCAACAUUCCGUUCUACUUCUUCUUCAACGCUCUUCUCCUCGCCCUGCUGCUCAUGAACAUCUACUGGUUCUUGUUCAUUGUUGUUUUCGUAGUGAAGGUUCUGAAGUUGAAGGAGGUGAAUGACGUCAGGGAGUACGAGGACGAGGACGGCAGCAAGGCAGCAGCAGGCCUGCACAGAGCCCCUCGGGCAGCAAACAACGAUGAUGAUGCUGGACAUCACAACUCUGCCCAGGGGAAGCACGUGCAGAACGGGGUCGCCAAAGAGAAGCAUCUAUAACGUGCUCCCCGUCGCCACCACCUGGCAAUAGGCUACGAGUACAAGCAAGACAAGACGCCCUCCUGGGACGGCUCACGCUCAAAACGUGGCUCUGAAGGGAAGAGUGUCACAAAAAGAAAAGGAAGGAAAAUACCAAGUUAGGGCAUGAUGAGCUUUUAUUCUUUUUAUUUGUGUUAGAACAUUUCAUUUCAUCAUUGUCGUUUUGUUCUCUGUCUUGUUUUUAUUAGAGCACUGUGAAUGUUAUUUCAGGUGACUUUUUGUCUUAUUGUCGCUAACUUUACAUUUGAUAGAUUCAGUAGAACCAAACCUGUUUGACUGAGACGUGGACUGUGAUUGUCACAUACAGCAGUGCGGGGCGUCGUAUUCAUCGCUAUCACCCUUAGCAGCGCCGUAGCACCCAGACAAGGAAAAGGCUCGGGGCCUGUAGUGGGUCUGUUCACAUUUAGACCUGCAGUAACCUUAAAGAACCCAUUAAACAAGCAAUAUGCUGAUUCUGUAGGGCUGAGCCGUCAGUUAGAUACAAUGAAUUCUUUUCUUCCCCUCCGGUCUUCAAACUCCGUCCAUCCCCUGUAACUCAAGACGUGAGGCGAAGAGGUUUAAAAAAGAAUGGGAUCAGAGGGAAACAUUACAUUGCUCUGAGCGCUGUUCUUAUGGCUGCAGUGAUGCCGGAGAGCUUGUCUGGCGUUGUCUGGUGCUGUUUCACCACAUGUAUUGAUUGUCAUAUCAUUGCACAAGUCAGUGGUGUUGACCGCACAGCUCUGGCCCCCUUCAUCCAUUAGCUUGAUGGAAAAGCCACAUUGGAGUGUGCAGGUAUGUGUGUGCGUGCGAGUGUGUGUGUUAGGUGUUUCAGCAUGUGGAGAGUAUGGAAGUAGCCGAGUCUUUUUAAACUCACAACAUUUCACCUCUCAGUUUGUCCCUUUUAGUGAUGAUCAAAAAGCAUUGGGAAUAUUCACUUGGCAUUCCUGGCACUUGGCUUUUUUUAUU
Messenger RNA from Xiphias gladius (swordfish), 3101 nucleotides. It is a transcript of the gene cers1, whose product is annotated as ceramide synthase 1. Gene Ontology annotation, cellular component: membrane. NCBI's taxonomy places the organism in Eukaryota, Metazoa, Chordata, Actinopteri, Istiophoriformes, Xiphiidae. The record is from RefSeq and is a predicted model, not a curated record. Gene Ontology annotation, molecular function: sphingosine N-acyltransferase activity. The transcript is spliced from 8 exons. The coding region runs from base 1014 to 2117 and encodes 367 amino acids. Gene Ontology annotation, biological process: ceramide biosynthetic process.